Messenger RNA from Iphiclides podalirius (scarce swallowtail), 249 nucleotides. The record is from the annotation of a GenBank genome assembly. Lineage: Eukaryota; Metazoa; Arthropoda; Insecta; Lepidoptera; Papilionidae.
AUGGAAGUACAACUGUUGCUGCCUACACAAAGCGCCAUCGACCGCAACAUGCAGCAAGCUACGACCCAGAUUGGAUCAGCGGCCUCUACCGCCAUAUCAGAAAGUUUAAGUGCCAUCCAAAAAAGUUUGGAAGAGCAGAGUACAUUGGAAGCAUUGACAACAUGGCUCGUCGAAAAGCUUAUAGAGAGGCAACAAAAAGGCUUGAUGGCGGUGAUCCAGUCGUGGACCGGGUCACUCCUUUCACCAAGG